Gloeophyllum trabeum ATCC 11539 is the source of this 2000-nucleotide messenger RNA. Its product is annotated as T-complex protein 1. Gene Ontology annotation, cellular component: chaperonin-containing T-complex. NCBI's taxonomy places the organism in Eukaryota, Fungi, Basidiomycota, Agaricomycetes, Gloeophyllales, Gloeophyllaceae. The record is from RefSeq and is a predicted model, not a curated record. The transcript is spliced from 8 exons. Bases 79 to 1743 code for a protein of 554 amino acids. Gene Ontology annotation, molecular function: ATP binding; ATP hydrolysis activity; ATP-dependent protein folding chaperone. Gene Ontology annotation, biological process: protein folding.
GCGAUCUCGGGACUGAGGGCUUCCUCACCGCACACUUGUUUUUCCAGAGUAACUCGUGUUCUUCAAACGCGGUCCAAUAUGUUUCAACGGGAUCCCAGGGCGGGUGCCUUCCUUGGAGGCGACAGGGUAUCUGGACAGGACAUCCGAGAUCAAAAUGUACUCGCUGCUCAGACGAUCGCGAAUGUAGUGAAGAGCUCCUUAGGACCCUUGGGCUUGGAUAAGAUGCUCGUGGACAACAUUGGCGAAGUAACAAUUUCCAACGACGGCGCGACCAUCUUAUCUCUCCUACAAGUAGAGCACCCUGCUGGACGGAUAUUUGUUGAUCUUUCACAGAAGCAGGACAAGGAGGUGGGAGACGGGACUACGUCCGUGGUCAUCAUUGGCGCGGAGCUCUUGCGUCGUGCGAAUGAGCUUGUGAAGCAGAAAAUACACCCGACGACCAUCAUCACUGGUUAUCGUCUGGCUUGCAGAGAAGCGUGCAAGUUCUUACAGGAUCAGCUAAGCGUCAAGGUCGACGCGUUAGGCAGGGAAGCACUGAUCAACGUCGCAAAGACGAGUAUGGCGAGUAAGAUUAUCGGAGGAGAUGAUGACCUCUUUGCUCCCAUGGCUGUUGAUGCCAUGUUGGCAGUGAAGACAAUCAAUAGUCGUGGUGACAUCAAAUAUCCCGUCAAGGCCGUUAACGUCCUGAAGGCUCAUGGCCGCAGCGCAAGGGAGUCCUUGUUCGUCAAGGGUUACGCACUCAACUGCACGGUAGCCAGUCAAGCGAUGAAGAAAAGGAUAACAAACGCGAAGAUCGCCUGCUUGGAUAUUAAUCUACAGAAGGCUCGCAUGCAGCUGGGCGUGCAGAUUCUGGUGGACGAUCCCAAUCAGCUGGAGGAGAUCCGGAAAAGGGAGUCUGAUAUAACGCUGGAGCGUAUUCGCAAAAUCCUUGCUGCCGGGGCUAAUGUUAUCCUGACGACGAAGGGUAUCGAUGACCUCUGCCUGAAGGAGUUCGUGGAGGCAGGCGCAAUGGCUGUCCGUCGUUGUAGAAAAGAGGAUCUCCGGCGCAUUGCCAAAGCGACCGGUGGCACCCUUGUCUCCAGUCUAGCUAACCUGGAAGGUGAAGAGACCUUUGAACCCAGUUACCUCGGUACAGCAGAAGAGGUCGUCCAGGAGCGUAUUUCGGACGACGAGCUGAUCUUGGUGAAGGGCACGAAGGUUGUCAGCUCGGCUUCCAUUGUGUUGAGGGGAGCAAAUGAUUAUAUGCUGGAUGAAAUGGAGCGGGCACUACAUGAUACGCUUUCAGUUAUCAAGCGCACCUUAGAGAGCGGCUCUGUGGUACCCGGCGGUGGUGCCGUCGAGACUGCUCUGAGCAUUUAUCUGGAAAACUUUGCCACAACCCUGGGUUCCCGCGAGCAAUUGGCUAUCGCUGAGUUUGCCGGCGCGCUUCUAUCCAUCCCCAAAACACUCGCAGUCAACGCCGCCAAGGACUCAACGGACCUUAUCGCGAAAUUGCGAGCAUACCAUAAUGCAGCUCAGAAUGCCCCUGUCGGUGAUCCGAAGAAGGUCUUGCUGCGAUACGGCUUGGACUUGUUGAACGGCGAUGUCCGGGACAAUGUGGCUGCGGGGGUCCUUGAGCCUACCAUGAGCAAGGUCCGCAGCUUGAAGUCCGCUUUCGAGGCUGCAGUGUCACUCCUUCGUAUCGACGAUGCUAUACAAUGUGUGCCAGAACCUAAGCCGGAGGACGAUGGUCACGGUCAUUAAGCCGUGGUAGGGAUCUAAGGAGGUCGAAGUGUACGCAUAAAGCAAGACAGAUAAAUCAUAACUCGCGUGCUUCUAUCGCACAGGGCUAAGCAGGUGGUGUGUCCGCAAGUGAGAGCUAAUCAAGUGUGGAAAUUUGGGUUUUCGGUCUUAGACGCGUGGUCUAUACUGAUGUCUUUGCCUCGUACCUUUGGCUACGGCGAUCAGCGAAGGUAUAAUUAACAGAGGGCUUCUGGUUCAGUCGUCCUCGGUAUAUCCGC